AUGUCGUUUCUCACUUAUAUGUUCGAUAAAUGCUUCGCAGUCAUUUUGCGAUUCAUAGUUGGCCUAGCUGCCAAUGUCUCUGCAACUCCAGAUGAAGUGCGUCAUAUAAAGUCAAGAGAUGCCGGCCGAACGAUCAAGGUUCAUCUGUAUCAUCCUUCUAGCUCGGGCCCAUCACCUGUGCUCAUUAACUUUCACGGGAGUGGAUUUCUGCUGCCUCUCCACGGUGGUGAUGAUGAAUUUUGUCGACGUGUCAGUCGUGAUUCAAAGUAUACUGUUCUGGACGUCCCCUACCGACUGGCCCCCGAACACCCUUUCCCUGCUGCAUUGAACGACAUCGAAGAUGCCAUCAAAUAUGUACUAUCGCGCCCCGAUGAGUUUGACCAGACCCAUGUAUCCCUCUCCGGGUUCAGCGCUGGAGGCAACCUCGCACUAGCAGCGUCCUCAAGCCUCUUCCCCCGCAACACUUUCCGUUCCUUGUUGGUUUUCUACCCCGUGACCGAUCUAAGUUCGGAUCCUGGCUUGAAACACGCCCCAGUUGCUGGAGGCCGGGUGAUCCCUUUGUUUGUUGGACGUAUGUUCAACCGCUGCUAUAUCCCUGCGGCCUUUGAUAGGCGGGACCCUCGUAUCUCGCCGCUCUUUGCCGAGGCAAAUCGAUUCCCCCAACGUAUUCUUAUGAUCACCGCUGAUGGCGAUUCUCUCGCGCUUGAAGCGGAGGAAUUGGCUCAAAAGAUCAAGGAUUUGGAGGGAUGGCAUGUAGUCAGCCAGCGCAUGGAGAAAUGCUCCCAUGGGUGGGAUAAGCACUCUCUGGGUGGAACCCCGCAAUACGAAGCUAAAGAGCGGGCCUACCAAUUGGCAGUUGACAUGUUGAAUGAUAAUUAA
Messenger RNA from Penicillium soppii, 879 nucleotides. RefSeq names its product putative esterase/lipase. Gene Ontology annotation, molecular function: hydrolase activity. NCBI's taxonomy places the organism in Eukaryota, Fungi, Ascomycota, Eurotiomycetes, Eurotiales, Aspergillaceae. The record is from RefSeq and is a predicted model, not a curated record. The coding region runs from base 1 to 879 and encodes 292 amino acids. The transcript has a single exon.